This is a messenger RNA of Loa loa (African eye worm), 987 nucleotides long. RefSeq lists its product as hypothetical. The record is from RefSeq and is a predicted model, not a curated record. Gene Ontology annotation, molecular function: zinc ion transmembrane transporter activity. The annotation marks the transcript as partial. Gene Ontology annotation, biological process: response to zinc ion; zinc ion transmembrane transport. Gene Ontology annotation, cellular component: plasma membrane. Lineage: Eukaryota; Metazoa; Nematoda; Chromadorea; Rhabditida; Onchocercidae. The transcript has 6 exons.
GAAUUUCACUGUCACAACGAUGAAGAUGAACGACCAACCGUCGAUCGACGAGCCAUUCGAAUCCUUUGGACAUCUGCAAUCAUUUGCUUAAUUUUCAUCAUUUCUGAAAUUAUCGGCGGUUAUUUGGCUCGAUCACUUGCAAUUAUCACCGAUGCCGCACAUUUGUUGACUGAUUUCGCCGGCAUGUUGGUGUCAUUAUUUGCUCUAUACAUGUCCAAACGACCUGCGUCACAACGAAUGAGUUUUGGUUGGCACCGUGCUGAAGUAUUGGGUGCAUUCAUUUCCGUUUUUAUGAUUUGGAUCAUAACCGGAAUACUGGUUUACAUGGCUAUCGAUCGAAUUACUAGUGAUUCCUAUCAUAUUGAUGCUUCUAUUAUGGCAAUUACCGCAGCACUGGGUGUUUUCGUAAAUUUCAUUAUGGCAAUGUUACUUUAUUUUGGUGGACAUACGCAUUCUCAUAAUGGCCAUGCGCAUUUGUCACACUCAGCAAAUUCGGGUAAUACUACUAAUAUUAACGUACGGGCGGCGAUGAUUCAUGUCAUCGGGGAUUUAUUACAAAGUAUUGGAGUGCUUAUUGCUGCACUGCUUAUUUUUUGCAAUGAAUCUUGGUCAAUAGCAGAUCCUAUUUGUACGUUAAUUUUUUCAAUCAUUGUUCUUUGUACGACAAUUUACAUAAUUCGAGAUGCAAUGUUUGUUUUGCUUGAAGGUUCACCUUCAAGUAUUAAUUUUCGUACCGUAUUCGAUUCGCUGGAACAGAUUAAUGGUGUUGAAAAAGUGCAUAAUUUACGAAUAUGGUCAUUGACGCUCGAUAAGAUAGCAAUAAGCGUACACUUAGAAAUUACACCAAGCGCAAAUGCUCAAUGGAUUUUAAAACAAACAACGCAAAUGUUACGAGAUCAGUAUAAUGUGGUGGAAAGUACAAUACAAAUUGAGGGUUAUAAUCCAGAAAAACAAGAUUGUAAUCGAUGUAUACCACCACUUUUAUAA